UCAUUCUUAUCUCACUCAACAAACAAAACAAAACAAAGAGUCCAACUAUAAAAAAACACAAAAACUUGAAACGUAUCUCCAUUUUUUGUCCUACUUAAAUCCCUUCACUCAAAUCUUGAAAAACCCCUUCACUCCAUUUUUCUCAAUCUUGAAAAACCCCUUAAACCCUCCCAAAACCCCAUUUUUCUCUACUUCACACUAUGCAAGCAAAUUUGCUAUCUACACCUAUAUACCCCACCCCUACCCCCACCCCCACCACCACCCCAACCACCAACCUUUUCCCAAAAUGUAGGCCCCACUCAAGAAAACUCACCAUCCGUGCCGUCGCCACGUCAUCAGAUACAUCACCACCCCAACCAUCACAAAAACUCAACAAAUACAGUAGUAGAAUAACUGAACCAAAAUCUCAAGGUGGGUCUCAAGCAAUACUAUAUGGUGUAGGAUUAUCAGAUGAUGAUAUGAACAAACCCCAAAUAGGGAUAUCAUCAGUUUGGUAUGAAGGGAAUACUUGUAAUAUGCAUUUGUUGAAACUUGCUGAAGCUGUUAAAGAAGGGGUUCAAGAAGCUGAUAUGGUUGGAUUCAGGUUUAAUACUAUUGGUGUUAGUGAUGCUAUUUCUAUGGGGACUAGAGGCAUGUGUUUUAGUUUGCAGUCAAGAGAUUUGAUUGCUGAUAGUAUUGAAACUGUUAUGUCUGCUCAAUGGUAUGAUGGAAAUAUUGCUAUUCCUGGAUGUGACAAAAAUAUGCCAGGCACAAUUAUGGCAAUGGGAAGACUAAACAGACCAAGUAUCAUGAUAUAUGGUGGCACCAUUAAGCCUGGUCAUUUUCAAGGGCAUACAUUCGACAUAGUAUCGGCGUUCCAGGUGUAUGGAGAGUAUGUUAGUGGUGGUAUCAGUGAUGAAGAAAGGAUGAAUGUAGUUCGUAAUUCAUGUCCGGGUGCGGGGGCUUGUGGUGGAAUGUAUACAGCAAACACCAUGGCAUCGGCUAUUGAGGCAAUGGGAAUGUCGCUCCCUUACAGCUCUUCCACACCAGCUGAAGACCCACUGAAAAUGGAUGAGUGCCGCCUAGCGGGAAAAUAUCUUUUGGAAUUGUUGAAGAUGGACUUGAAACCUCGAGAUAUCAUCACAAAAAGUUCACUUCGAAAUGCAAUGGUGAUAGUCAUGGCACUUGGUGGAUCUACAAAUGCUGUACUACAUUUAAUUGCUAUUGCAAGGUCUGUUGGCUUGGAAUUAACUCUAGAUGACUUCCAAAAGGUCAGCGAUGAGGUUCCUUUCCUUGCAGAUCUGAAACCUAGUGGAAAAUAUGUUAUGGAGGAUGUGCACAAGAUUGGAGGUACACCUGCAGUCAUCCGCCACCUAUUAGAGCUUGGGUAUUUGGAUGGGGACUGUAUGACUGUCACGGGAAAGACCAUGGCUGAAAAUGCAAAGCUAUUUCCUUCUUUAGCUGAAGGUCAGCAAAUUAUAAGACCAUUGUCAAACCCCAUCAAAGAAACAGCCCAUAUUCAGAUAUUAUAUGGAAAUCUUGCACCAGAGGGUAGCGUGGCAAAGAUCACUGGAAAAGAAGGAAUGUACUUUAAAGGCCCCGCCCUAGUGUUUGAAGGAGAGGAAGCUAUGCUUGCGGCUAUCUCAGAAGAUCCUUUGAGUUUUAAGGGAACAGUUGUAGUCAUUAGAGGAGAGGGGCCUAAGGGAGGACCAGGAAUGCCCGAAAUGCUAACACCCACAAGCGCAAUUAUGGGUGCAGGUCUUGGAAAGGAUGUUGCAUUACUUACUGAUGGAAGAUUUUCUGGAGGUUCUCAUGGAUAUGUUGUUGGGCAUAUAUGUCCUGAGGCACAGGAAGGAGGUCCAAUUGGUCUUGUUCAAAAUGGAGACGUAAUAACAAUUGACAUAUCCAAGAAGAAAAUGGACGUUCAGUUAUCAGACGAGGAGUUUGAGCAGCGUAGAAAGAGUUGGACUCCCCCUGUAUAUAAAGCCGACCGAGGAGUUCUCUACAAGUAUAUCAAAAAUGUGCAAUCUGCUUCCAAGGGAUGUGUUACUGAUGAAUAGACAAGAGAAGCAAUUUUUAUGAAAGCAUAGAGUGAAUCUGGGAAAAUUCCUGAUUUGUAGAUUUUGCAUGAAGCUGCAAUACGGGCAUUUUCGCGGCUCUUAGCAUAUUAAUGUUAGGUUUAUCCUAUUUAUGUUUUCAGAUGUAACUCAUAUAAAUUGGUUCGUUUGAAGUUGAGGGAGCAUUAUUUUUUUCGUCUACUUUGUAAGUCUGGAUCCUUUAACUUGUUGAUUAGUAGUCAUUUAAAUAGUAUAAUGCUGCAUGUUUUAUUUUGUGA
Messenger RNA from Lycium barbarum (goji berry), 2314 nucleotides. Its product is annotated as dihydroxy-acid dehydratase, chloroplastic-like. Gene Ontology annotation, biological process: branched-chain amino acid biosynthetic process. Gene Ontology annotation, cellular component: chloroplast stroma. The record is from RefSeq and is a predicted model, not a curated record. Lineage: Eukaryota; Viridiplantae; Streptophyta; Magnoliopsida; Solanales; Solanaceae. The transcript has 14 exons. The coding region runs from base 201 to 2039 and encodes 612 amino acids. Gene Ontology annotation, molecular function: dihydroxy-acid dehydratase activity.